AAUCAAAACCCUGAAGGGAAGGCCUUGAACCUAAGAAAUUCUUUAAUCAUACUAAAAAGAUUAUCGAGAGAGACCAAGUCUUCGAUUGUUCUCUUCUCAGUUCCACCAACUUCGUCGGAUUUGUUUCUCGCUUCCGACAAUUUCCCCCCGAUUUCAAAACUUCUGUCUCCUUCAAAGCCCAUCCCUUUUCUUCAAAUGUUACGCUCCAGAGCUGGAAGAUAAGCUCAUAAGCAGCUAGCCAAUUGUCGCCUGGGAUCCAGCGAUGAUCGUCAGGACGUACGGCCGCCGGAAUCGUGGUCUUCCGAGGACUUUCUCCGACUCCUCUAGCGACGCCAUUCACGAUUCUUUCGCCGACUCUCUUUCUCAGGAAAGUUCUCAGGACCCGCUGGUUGGCAUCGCUUUCUCAUCACAGGACUCUUCCACUAGAUGGUCCACCUUCGAUUCUGAGCCCUACGGUACAAAUUCCUCUCAGGGUUCCUUUUCAGCAAAGCCUAUAAGGUCCUCUUUUGACGAUUCACUGAACGGGGGCAACAAGAAGUCCAAGAAAAUCAAGAUUGAGAAAAGGGAAUUAGAGGUGCUUAGGUGUUCUCAGCCGGCGAUUUCUUCUACAUCGACUUUGAUGGAAGCUCAGGAGUUUGGGGAGAUGAUGGAGCAUGUGGAUGAGGUGAAUUUCGCUUUGGAUGGGUUGAGGAAGGGUCAGCAAGUUCGGACCAGAAGAGCUAGUUUGAUAUCCUUGUUAUCUAUUUGCAGUACUGCGCAGCAACGGCGGCUUCUACGGACUCAUGGGAUGGCAAGGAGAAUAAUUGAUGCUGUUUUAGGUCUUAGCUUUGAUGACUCAGCCAGCAAUCUAGCUGCUGCAACUCUUUUUUACAUUUUGACGAGCGAUGGUCAAGAUGAUCGCCUUCUCGAAUCACCAAAUUGUGUUAGUUUUUUAAUUAAAUUGUUGAAACCAAUUCUUGAUAUGGCUGCUGAAGUGAAAGGACCAAGAAUUGGCCAUAAGCUUUUAGUCCUUCGAACGGAUUCCGGCAUCCUACAAAGUACAACAAAAAGAUUGGACUCCAAUUCUUCUGUGAUUUUUUCAAAAGUUGAAGAAAUUCUUGUAAGUUGCAAGGAGAUAAAAUCAAGAAGCAUAGACACUGGCGUGACUGAUAGACCAGAAUUGUGUCCAAAAUGGAUUGCAUUACUGACUAUAGAGAAAGCUUGCUUGACUACCAUUUCCCUUGAAGAAACAUCUGGUGCUAUAAGAAAAACUGGAGGCGACUUCAAGGAAAAAUUGCGAGAGCUAGGAGGACUUGAUGCUGUCUUUGAGGUUGCCAAGGAUUGCCAUUCCAAUAUGGAGGAUGCAAGAUAUGAGAACUUUCUGCAGAGCCUAAUGCUACUUUUGAAGUGCCUAAAGAUAAUGGAAAAUGCCACAUUCCUUAGUAAAGAAAACCAGAGUCAUUUACUUGGAAUUAUAAGAAACUUGGAUGGUCAAGGAGCACCACAAUCUUUCACAGAAAUCAUGCUACAUGUCAUCAAGAUUCUUUCGGGUCUCUAUCUACGCAAAAGUUCUGCUGCUGGUUUAAAUAAUGAGAAGUCAGCUCAUCUUCUUGAUGGGUCUUGCAAUACUUCCAAAGUGUUUGCAGAGGCAGAUGGUGAAGCAAACCGAAAGGUAACUCUACCAAGCAGCAGUUCAAAGACAUGGUGCAACAGCAAGACUACCUUGUCUGACAAGAGCUCCAUUAUAUCCCAGAACAUGAGAAAUGCCACAGCUCGGUUAGACAAUUCUCUAACAGCAUCUGGAACUACUAGCUCUUCAUUGGCAAAUACCAGUUUCUUCAAGAUGAGACAGAGGUGCUCCACAUCUGGUUCAUCCAGUGUGACAUCAAGAAGCACUGAUAAUGGAACGACUACAUUGAAUAACCAAGCUGUGGGGAAAAUUAAUCUUCCCGAUCCUUUUGCUUGUGAGCUUAACCUUUCAGAGGACCAAGAUCCUUUUGCUUUUGAUGAGGGUGAUUUUGAACCCUCUAAGUGGGAGGUACUUUCACAGAAAGAGAAGAAACCACGAGCUAAGAAAGGGGUGGUCAAAUUUAGAGAUCUUGAGAAUGGAUGUAAUUAUAAGGUGAUAACGAGUGAGAAAGAAUCAAUCAGUGGAGAAAGCCAUCACUUCAAUGAAACUUCAUGCUUGACAUCCUUUAAUGAGGAGGAGGGAUUCAAUCUAGUAGCUGAUUGCCUUCUUACUUCCAUCAAGGUUCUGAUGAACUUGACCAAUGAUAAUCAUGUUGGCUGUCAACAAAUUGCUUCCUGUGGAGGACUAGAAACUAUGUGCUCACUGAUUGCCAACCAUUUUCCUUCGUUCUGCUCCACUUCAUCCACCUUAAAUGGACUAAAAGUGCAUACAUUGAGUCUCGAAUUUGAGUUUCAGAACGAAAAGCAUCUAACUGAUCAAGAGCUUGAUUUUCUUGUUGCAAUUUUGGGCCUGCUUGUGAACUUGGUGGAGAAGGAUGGUCAUAACAGAUCACGGCUUGCUUCGGCUAGUGUUUUGACACCUAGUGUGCAUGGACCAGAAAAGGGUCAUAGCAACGUAAUUCCAUUAUUAUGUUCCAUCUUUCUGGCCAACCAAGGAGCAAGCGAUGGAGUUGGAGAAGGGGAGUCUGCGCCAUGGAAUGAGGAGGUAGCUCUUCUGGAAGGCGAAAAGGAAGCAGAAAAGAUGAUUGUUGAGGCUUAUUCAGCACUACUUCUAGCAUUUCUUUCAACUGAAAGCCAGGGCAUACGCGAUGCCAUUGUCGACUGUCUACCAGAUCACAGCCUAGCAAUUCUUGUUCCAGUUUUGGAACGAUUUGUGGCAUUUCAUUUGACGUUGAACAUGAUUUCUCCGGAGACGCAUAAAGCCGUAACCGAAGUGAUUGAAUCAUGUAGAAGUUCCUGAGAAUGAAAGCAAGGAGAUCCUGUAAAUUCUUCACCUUUCUUAGUCGGAUUGCUUAUCCUUCUUUAAUUGAUACCCUAGAAAUAGAGAAGCUGCAACAUACAGAAGAAGCCAUAGGUCUUAUCUCUUAUGUUGCUGUCUGAUUGACCAUUGUUCUCUACCUCUUUCCCAUCAGUUGGUGGGGUUUUCUUUCUUUUUUUAAAUUUUCAGAGUUUUCUCGUUCUACCAUUUUAAGCUUUCUUUUUUUCUUUUUUGGUAGUCUUUCUUCUUCCUUUCAUUUUUUUUCUUCAAUACCACCAUUGUAGCUUAUGAUAAGAUGCUUGUAUACGGAAAAGUGAAAACUAUAGUGGAAUGAAAUCAUUAUUCUUUUUCGAGUUUGUAAUUUA
Molecule: messenger RNA, 3291 nt
Organism: Benincasa hispida (wax gourd)
Lineage: Eukaryota; Viridiplantae; Streptophyta; Magnoliopsida; Cucurbitales; Cucurbitaceae
Source: RefSeq, a predicted model, not a curated record